Messenger RNA from Pistacia vera, 675 nucleotides. Its product is annotated as protein ALP1-like. The transcript has 3 exons. The record is from RefSeq and is a predicted model, not a curated record. Lineage: Eukaryota; Viridiplantae; Streptophyta; Magnoliopsida; Sapindales; Anacardiaceae. The coding region runs from base 1 to 675 and encodes 224 amino acids.
AUGGCUCAAGGAACAUAUAUACGGGUUCACGUGGACUCAGUUGAAAAACCCAGGUACCGCACCCGAAAGAAUGAAAUUGCAACAAAUGUGCUUGGUGUCUGCACACCAGACAUGCAAUUUAUUUAUGUCCUCCCAGGGUGGGAAGGUUCAGCUGCAGAUGGUAGGGUGCUGAGGGAUGCCAUCAAUAGGAGACAUGGGUUAAAGGUCCCCCAAGAGUUUUAUUACUUAUGUGAUGUUGGAUACACCAAUGGGGAAGGGUUCUUGACACCAUAUAGAGGGCAACGAUAUCAUUUGAAUGAGUGGAGGCAAGGCCGUCAACUAGCGACACCGCAAGAAUAUUUCAACAUGAAACACUCUCAAGCAAGAAAUUUAAUUAAGAGGUGUUUCGGUAUACUAAAGAAAAGAUGGGGUAUUUUGCGAGAAACAUCCUUCUACCUGGUGAGAACCCAAUGUCGCAUUAUUUCAGCAUGCUGCCUUUUAUAUAACUUCAUUAGAAAUGAAUUGCCAACGGACCCAAUCAAGAGUGGGGUUGGGAAAGUGUGCAGUGUCGAGGACGACAAGGAGGACAGUGGUGAAGUUAUAAGGCAUGUGGAUACGAGUGUCACGUGGACUGCGUGGAGAGAUAAUUUAGCUCAAGAAAUAUUCAAAACUUGGAUGUCUUCACGAAAUAUGUAG